UUUUGACUUCAAAUCUUGACUCAGGAACCUCAUGACUGUUUUCUUUUUGAUUUGAUCGCUUUAAAAUUAAGUAUAUAAAGGUUGAACAGGUUAAGUAUUAUAUGCUUUUACGGGCAAUAGUUAACUCUCUCGACUGGGGUAAGACAUGUCAAUUCGAGUUUCAUGCUUUUUGGACUUUAACUUUGAAUGAAUAUUGCAGACAUAAGUAACUAUUGUUCUAUUUUUAGAGCUGAUAACAAUUCACCUAAGAUCAGAUUUAUUUUGUAAUUAAAAACAAUCCGUAAUAUUUUACUUUAUAGAAUUUAAUUCCAAUCAGAACCGAAAGGUCCGAAACUAUGAGUUUGUUCCAUCUAGACCCAUAUUGCCCAAAUAUAUAAAACAUCCAAGCCCCAACACAACCAUACCUUAAUGGAAACAACUUUUUAGUGGUUUUAAUUCAAAUAUUUAAUAGGACUGGGAUAUUUUCCAUGCUAAUUAUGUUAUGUUAACUUGUUUUUGGUAUGCGAUCCCAAUUUGGUUGUUAUAAUCCGAAACCUAAGUUAUUGCGAAAAGAUUGAUAAUCAAUCCGUACCGUACGGUAGCAAUUUUUUGUUGAUCAACAAUUAUUCGACAAGAUUGGAACAAUUUACCUUAUCUACUAAUAUUCUGUUCAUAUUUAAGGAAUUACAAAAUAUGCAUUUAUAAUUUGUAAUCAUAGCAGCAAUCAGAAACAAAUCAUUUGGUACUAUUAAGGAAACAUAUUAACCAAGAAACAAAUCAAUUUGUACGAUUAAAGAAACCAUUAAAUUUCAACCAAAAAUUGGUACAAGAAUCAAGCCACUGAUGUAGAUUUCUUAAUAGUAUAUAAUACGAUGAUACUAUCAUUCUCUCAUUCUUAAAAACAAAAGGCAACUUAAGAACAAGAAAAAAGAAAUGGUGUCCAUUAUCAGCGGUUUUAAGUUAAUUUUGUUCAUAGCUGCCGUCGCUAGUAUUAUUUCAGCCGCCACUUCAGCCACUCUCGCCGGAAGAAAGGUCUUCGAUGUUCGAAGCUAUGGUGCUCGUGGUGACGGCAAAACAGACAAUGCAAUUGCGUUUACAAAGGCGUGGAAAGAAGCGUGUCAAUGGAAAGGAUACCCUAGAGUGUACGUACCAUUUGGAACUUUCUACCUCGGUGCCGUAACCUUCACGGGACCAUGUAAAAGUCGGAUUAGUUUCAUCAUCAAAGGAACUUUGUUAGCUCCAAAAGAUCCUAACGCCAUCAAACAAGACACCUGGAUCAUUUUCAGGUAUGUUGACUAUCUCACGGUCUCAGGCGGCGGUAUUCUUGACGGACAAGGAAGCUACUCUUGGCCACUCAACAAUUGCCACAAAACCCUUUAUUGCCGGGCUCUACCUAUGAACAUGGGGUUCCAAUUCGUGAGAUUCUCGAGACUCAGCCGCAUCAAAUCGAUCAAUAGCAAAAUGGGUCACUUCAACUUCUUCGCAGUCCAAUACUUCGACAUCACACGCGUCAGGAUUAUGGCUCCCGGAGAUAGCCCUAACACUGACGGAAUCAAGAUAGGUUCAUCAAACCACAUGAAGAUCCACCACGUUGACAUAGGAACCGGCGACGACUGCAUCGCGAUCUUGUCAGGAACCACCAAUUUGGAUAUCUACAAUGUGAAGUGUGGACCGGGCCAUGGAAUCAGCGUUGGAAGUCUUGGGAAGUUUAAAGGUGAGAAGAGCGUUCAGGGAUUAACUGUUAGGGAUUCAAUCUUUAACGGUACGAGUAAUGGAGUACGAAUCAAGACAUGGGCUUCGCCAGGUUCACCGAACUUAGUUUCCAAUUUCCUUUACAAGAAUCUCCAAAUGAUUAAUGUCGAAAACCCAAUCAACAUAGAUCAACGAUACUGUCCAAAUCCACCGUGCAGCUUAAAGUCUUUUUCACAGAUUCAGAUAAAAGACGUGAAGUUCAAUAACAUUUGGGGAACGUCGACGAACAAAGUUGCCGUGAAGUUGCAAUGUAGCAAGAAUGUUCCUUGCAAAAACGUUGAGCUCUUCAACGUUAACUUAGUGCACCGUGGACGCGACGGUCCAGCCAUCUCUUUGUGUGAGAAUGUUGCCGGUUGGACACGUGGCAAGAUUUCUCCUCCGUCUUGCAUCCGUUGAUCCACGUUUUGAGUUUUGAUUAUAUCAUCCUUAUUAGUUCAUUGUAGCUUUUAUAAUUUUGUAAUUCUUGGCAUCUCUUAUCACUCGUUUAGUUUUGUCAUGUUUGAGCAAUUCUAAAGGGAAGUGAAGAUUUGAAAAAGAAAUAAAAGAUCUGAUGAAUUUUUUUGUUUUAAGUCAUAUUGGUUUAUUCAUUUGAUUUUGAUCAUUCACUUUGUUUGUUUGGGCCAAGAGUCCAAGACAUAAAAUAUUAACUUUU
Arabidopsis lyrata subsp. lyrata is the source of this 2383-nucleotide messenger RNA. Its product is annotated as exopolygalacturonase. Gene Ontology annotation, molecular function: polygalacturonase activity. Lineage: Eukaryota; Viridiplantae; Streptophyta; Magnoliopsida; Brassicales; Brassicaceae. The record is from RefSeq and is a predicted model, not a curated record. The coding region runs from base 913 to 2127 and encodes 404 amino acids. Gene Ontology annotation, biological process: carbohydrate metabolic process. The transcript has 3 exons.